Messenger RNA from Colletotrichum godetiae, 946 nucleotides. RefSeq lists its product as uncharacterized. The coding region runs from base 92 to 868 and encodes 258 amino acids. Gene Ontology annotation, biological process: L-histidine biosynthetic process; L-tryptophan biosynthetic process. The transcript is spliced from 2 exons. Gene Ontology annotation, molecular function: 1-(5-phosphoribosyl)-5-[(5-phosphoribosylamino)methylideneamino]imidazole-4-carboxamide isomerase activity. Gene Ontology annotation, cellular component: cytoplasm. NCBI's taxonomy places the organism in Eukaryota, Fungi, Ascomycota, Sordariomycetes, Glomerellales, Glomerellaceae. The record is from RefSeq and is a predicted model, not a curated record.
GGGUUACAAGCAGUGACGCAGCCGUGGAACUCAGGUCGAUAGAACUUCUUCAACCAACAGCAAGUACACACAACCGCACAUAAGAAAAAGAAUGACACGGUUUCGCCCCUGUAUAGACCUGCACGCCGGGCAGGUAAAGCAAAUCGUCGGCGGCACCCUCGACAGCACAACAGCCGAACUCAAGACCAACUUCGUCUCGACGCACCCGCCGGCGCACUUUGCGCGGCUGUACAGGGACAAUGAGCUCACGGGUGCCCAUGUCAUCAUGCUAGGGACCGGCAACAUCGAGGCCGCAAGGGAGUCGCUCAAGGCGUGGCCUGGUGGACUGCAGGUCGGGGGCGGCAUCAACGACACGAACGCAAAGGAGUGGGUUGACGCCGGCGCGGAGAAGGUCAUCAUCACAUCGUAUCUCUUCCCCGAGGGACGGUUCAGCCAGGAGAGGCUGGAUGCGGUGCUGCAGGCGUUGGGGGGCGAUAGGGACAAGCUUGUCAUUGACCUCAGCUGCCGGCGGCGCGGAGAUGACAGAUGGUUUGUGGCUAUGAACAAGUGGCAGACGAUCACGGACAUGGAGGUCAAUCAAGAGUCCAUCAAGCAGCUGGAGCCCUACUGCUCAGAGUUCCUCAUCCACGCGGCAGACAACGAGGGUCUGCAAAAGGGCAUCGACGAGAAACUGGUGGAGAGGCUAGCCGAAUGGUGCAGUCUGCCCGUGACGUACGCCGGCGGCGGCAGGAACCUGGAGGAUCUGGAUAUGGUGAAGAAACUGAGCAAGGGCAAGGUGGACCUGACGAUUGGUAGCGCGCUGGACUGUUUCGGAGGCAACGGGGUCAAGCUGGAGGAGUGCGUUGAGUGGAAUAAAUCUCAGCAGUAGAGGAUAAAUGAGAAAAGUUAGAAAUCAAUCAACAAUCGACCCAACACUUGAUCCGGGAUGACAGGCGUCACAUCCGAC